This is a messenger RNA of Alexandromys fortis (reed vole), 4769 nucleotides long. RefSeq names its product dual specificity phosphatase 8 (gene Dusp8). Gene Ontology annotation, biological process: protein dephosphorylation; negative regulation of MAPK cascade. The coding region runs from base 431 to 2335 and encodes 634 amino acids. Gene Ontology annotation, molecular function: MAP kinase tyrosine phosphatase activity; MAP kinase tyrosine/serine/threonine phosphatase activity; protein tyrosine/threonine phosphatase activity. Lineage: Eukaryota; Metazoa; Chordata; Mammalia; Rodentia; Cricetidae. The transcript has 7 exons. Gene Ontology annotation, cellular component: cytoplasm. The record is from RefSeq and is a predicted model, not a curated record.
CCAGCCGGCUCCGCGGACCCCCGCCCCACCCGGACGCCGGACGCGGGACGCCGGACGCUGAGCCCGGCCGGAGCCGCCAGCCGCGCCCGCCGAGCCGCGGGCUGGGAUGCGCGCCGUGAGCGCGCGUGCCCGACCGCAGUGCGCGCGCUCCGUCCCGAGCGAGCGCUCCCCGCGGUGGCGGCGACGACGACGGCGGCGGCGGCGACGCGCCCCGCGCGCCUCUCCGGCCCUUGCCCCGGCUGUGCGGGCCCCCGACGGGCCCAUGGGUGGCGUGACAGAACGGGUGCCCUGAGCGCGGCACCAACGUCGGGGGCACUCCCACGGCAAGCGAGAGCCAGGUCCGGCGCCAUGUACUAGGGUACCCAGAACGCUGCAAGGCCACGCCCUCCUCGCUUCAGGGGUCACCGUCCCCACUGCCUACCACCCCACCAUGGCUGGGGAUCGGCUCCCGAGGAAGGUGAUGGAUGCCAAGAAACUGGCCAGCCUGCUGCGUGGCGGGCCUGGGGGCCCUCUGGUCAUCGACAGUCGGUCCUUCGUGGAAUACAACAGCUGCCAUGUGCUGAGCUCUGUGAAUAUCUGCUGUUCCAAGCUAGUGAAGCGGCGCCUUCAGCAGGGAAAAGUGACCAUUGCUGAGCUCAUCCAGCCCUCGACACGCAGCCAGGUGGAUGCCACAGAACCACAGGAUGUGGUAGUGUAUGACCAGAGUACACGAGAUGCCAGUGUGCUGGCAGCAGACAGCUUCCUGUCCAUCCUGCUCAGCAAGCUGGACGGCUGCUUCGACAGCGUGGCCAUCCUCACAGGGGGCUUCGCCACCUUUUCCUCCUGCUUCCCAGGUCUCUGUGAGGGAAAACCUGCCACCCUACCAUCCAUGAGCCUCUCUCAGCCCUGCCUGCCUGUGCCCAGUGUGGGCCUGACCCGUAUCCUGCCUCACCUCUACCUGGGCUCUCAGAAAGAUGUCUUGAACAAGGAUCUGAUGACCCAAAAUGGAAUAAGCUAUGUCCUCAAUGCCAGCAACUCCUGCCCUAAGCCGGACUUCAUCUGUGAGAGCCGUUUCAUGCGCAUCCCCAUCAACGACAACUACUGUGAAAAGCUGCUGCCCUGGCUGGACAAGUCCAUUGAGUUCAUUGAUAAAGCCAAGCUGUCCAGCUGCCAAGUCAUUGUUCACUGUCUGGCUGGCAUCUCUCGCUCUGCCACCAUCGCCAUCGCCUACAUCAUGAAAACCAUGGGCAUGUCCUCCGACGACGCAUACAGGUUUGUGAAGGAUCGGCGCCCCUCCAUCUCUCCCAACUUCAACUUCCUGGGCCAGUUGCUGGAGUACGAGAGGAGUCUGAAGCUGCUGGCUGCCUUGCAGAGUGAUGGACCUCACUUGGGGACCCCUGAGCCCCUCAUGGGCCCGGCAGCAGGCAUCCCACUGCCCCGGCUGCCACCAUCUACCUCAGAGAGCGCUGCCACUGGGAGCGAGGCAGCCGCUGCAGCCAAGGAGGCCAGCCCAAGUGCUGGAGGGGAUGUUCUGAUCCCCAGCACAGCUCCAGCCACCAGCGCACUGCAGCAGGGCCUGCGUGGCCUGCACCUCUCCUCCGACCGCCUCCAGGACACCAACCGCCUGAAGCGCUCCUUCUCCCUGGACAUCAAGUCAGCCUAUGCACCCAGCAGGAGGCCUGACUUUCCCGGCCCACCGGACCCUGGAGAAGCUCCAAAGCUCUGCAAGCUGGACAGCCCGUCUGGGGGGACACUGGGCCUGCCCUCGCCCAGUCCGGACAGCCCAGACUCUGCUCCAGAGGGGCGUCCACGACCCCGCCGGCGACGGCCCCCAGCCAGUUCUCCGGCCCGCUCCCCGGCUCAUGGCCUGGGCCUGAACUUUGGAGACACGGCCCGGCAGACUCCGCGGCAUGGCCUCUCGGCCCUGUCGGCACCCGGACUACCCGGCCCUGGCCAGCCGGCUGGCCCCGGGGGCUGGGUGCCGCCACUGGACUCCCCCGGCACACCGUCGCCGGAUGGACCCUGGUGCUUCAGCCCGGAGGGCGCUCAGGGCCCGGGCGCCGUGUUCUCUGCCUUUGGCCGAGCGAGUGCUGGUGCACCUGGACCCGGUGGCGGCGGCAGCAGCAGUAGCAGCAGCAGCGACCUGCGGAGGCGGGAGGUGCUGCGGGCUGAACCCCGGGACGUGCGGACCGGCUGGCCUGAGGAGCCUGCUUCAGAUACACAGUUCAAGAGGCGCAGCUGCCAGAUGGAGUUCGAAGAGGGCAUGGUGGAGGGGCGGGCACGCGGCGAGGAGCUGGCAGCUCUAGGCAAGCAAGCCAGCUUCUCCGGUAGUGUGGAGGUCAUCGAAGUAUCGUGACCCUUCAGGAGUCCCUGAGCCCCCGCUCCAGCUAGGCCAGGUAUAAAUAUAUAUUAUAUAUAACACACAGAAAGGUAAAUGGUUUUACUGCAAUUUUUAUCAAGAAGUAAAUAUUUCAAUUUUUUAUUUAUUUAAGCUAGUGAUCUGGCAACUGUGCGGGGCGGUCCUCAAGCUCUGUUUUUACUGUCUGAUAUUUAAACUGAAACAGGUUUCUAAGCAAUAUGAGGCCACCUUCAAUCCCAAACUGGAUUGACAGGCCUGGGCCCCUCCUUCCCCCCUCCCCUCUGGAAAUAGUACUGACCUUGCAAAGAGCUGCCCAGCUUUCCUGCACUUUUUACAUAAGAAAAGGGGGAAAAGGAGAAAGAUAACCCUUAUUUGCCACAAACUGAGCCGCAGACCCCUUGCCUUUCCUUUCUUUCCUCUCCUGGUCUCUCCUCUCCUGUCUUUCAUGUCUUGGGCUCUGUAGCAAAGCCAUAGAUAGGUAAGGGGAGGGGGAGACCCUAAUGUCCUUGCAGAAGGCCCCAGUAGCAGCCCCCACACACACACCUCAAGUUGCCAAGUCUUAGUGGCAUAGGGGUACCCUCUCUGCCUAUCCAUUACCCCAGGGAUGUUCCUUGGCAGGUGUUGGUGGGCACUGAGCCCAAUGGACCAGAGUUUUCAGGGAGACUUGGACAAGAGGUGGGGGGGAUCCUGAGAGCCAGAUGAGGUAGCCCCCAAGGCAAGGAUGGAGUAGACAAAAGAGCUCACACUCCUGCAAGAGUGAGAUCCAGUUCCUCAAAAGGGCCCAGGAGGCCAUUCAGAGGAGGAUUCUCUCUUUCCUUUGUAGAUGCUCUUGCCCAUUGGGAAGCCCAGUUAGACUCCCCAGCAUGGACUGGGGUAGUGCCCAAUGCUGCGGGCAGGGGCAGCUAGGCUAGCUGGGGCUGGCAGGGGCUAGCUCUGCUGGUCAGAGGGGAGUUCUGGGUCCAGUAUAAAUGGGGGUAGAUUCACGCUCUCCUUCUAGGUUCUUCCUGCCCCUGGUAGGACUUGGAAUUCAGGUGCACCUGCAGGUUGAGGGGCCUCUGGAACAGGCCUCCUUACAGAUGGAGUCAAGCACCUACCAAGCCCGUGGGUUUCCAGGAAGUGGGAAUCCUCAGCUUUGGGAGAACUCUCUCCAAGCAGAGAAAUACCCCCCAUCUAGACACAGAGAUGCUGGGGAAGUCCUUGGUGACUACCCCAUCCCCACAGGGGCUUCUCAGGAGAGAGUCCCCCUGUGUGCUCCCUUCCCAGGGUACUUUCCCACUGUCUUCAAGGUGAGAUUCUAGCCUCCACCCAAGGUGGCUUUUUUUUCUUUUUCUUUUCUCUUUUUCUCUUUUGGCUCAGAGCCAAUCUAGAAGCAAGGACAGGAGAAAAGUACCAACCACCCUUGCUGAAAAUCCUCUUGGACCAUUUGGGACCCAAAGGUUUGAGGCAGAAUAAGGGCUCUUGCCCUAAGAGCUCCUCAAGUGUGUGAGUGGGGCUGUCCUUCGAGGAAGAAGCCAGGGGCUCGGUAAUAGGCAGCUGGGGCAGGACAGAGUCCUGGAGAAAGACCUAGGAUGGCACCUUUCUACCCCACCUCCCUUGCUGUGUCCUUCUGUUUGUUCUUUUGACCACUACCCUGUGUUCCUGUCAUUCUCCUCCUUAAGCAAAAGUCCUGUUGCAGUUCUCUUGACCCCACCCGUCCUGAUCCCUGAGAAAAUAAGAUAUUGUUGUAUUUGCAAUCUAUGGAUUAGAGGUUUAAGUAUUUAUUAUUAUUAUUAUUGGUUAAUUAUUAUUAUUAUUGAUUAUGUAAAUUUCCCUCCUGUCUGUCAUUGAAUUUCUAAGGUGACCCUGGGUGUGGAGGAUGCACUGGCUUCCCCCUCCUUGCCCCACCCUACUGCUGUCCAGGAGAUAGUAGUGUGUGGCCACCAGUUGGACCCUGAAGAUCCCCCUUGGGUCUGGUCCCUCCCCUCUCUCUGUGGAGAUAUGGCAUCUAUCCUGGACACAUGGGGCCCAUUAGCCUCAGUCUGUCUCUGUUCUCACUCAUGGCCCUGGUCACCCUAAAGUGAGCAGACAAGAUGGAGGAUAAGGUCCCAGCUGCCUGCUCUGAUACAGGGUAGAGAGAGGUGGAGCAUAGGCCUUCCCUGGUGGCUUUUCACCCACUGUCCAACAUGUGGAGGAUAUAGGGUCCUCCUGAGCCUCUCUUACUCUCUUACCCCUCAUACCUGGUCACUGCCUGGCACUGGAAUGACCCAGAAUGCACCUGGCCCCUCCUGUUGUUUUCUGGAAAGUCCAGUAUAGGAGAGGUAGCUGGUCCCUUGCCCAAGGACCAGGGUGCCAGCUUCCCCCUUGGGACCUUUCCCCAUGAGGCCGCACUUUCCCAUCCCUCCUUUUGUAUUUGAAACAAUGUGUUGUAAUAAAUCAUAAGAACGAUGUUUUC